AGCGUGGUGCUCAGCGCGCUGCCCGCUGGGGCCCAACGCACUGACGCCGCGGCCAGGGGCGCGGUCACCGGCGCCGCCACCACUCGCUCUGUCCCCUCCGAGGACCUUGGUUGUGGAUCGCAGGACAGGAGACUGAGCAAGGGUGGAGACGUGCUGGUGGGAAGAAGUCGGCUGGCCCUCCCCCGGCUCUCAGGCCGAAAACAAUCCGGAAAAUCUGAACGGGGGGAGAGGGGCGCCGAGCCUCUGUGCUUUGGGGCGCCGCCCCCAGUGCCCCCUCCAACUCGGCUGCUAGGCGGGGACCCGAGACCGCGGACUGCGCAGGCGCGCGGAGGCUCGCAGCCGCCCGCAGAGAGGCGGAGGCUGAGGCAGCGCCAACGUCUAGGGGCUGUUUGGCGCUGGUUGCACCUGAGCGGAGCCCGCCCCGCGGUGGCAGACCCGAUCAUGCCUGUCGGCCCGACUGUGGUACAGACCUCCAUGAUCCGGUCCCAGGUCACCCUGCUGGGCCUGGGCCUGCUGUUCAUGCUGCUACUGUACGUGGGGCUGCCAGGACCCCCUGAGCAGACCUCCUGGCUCUGGGGAGACCCCAAUGUCACGAUCCUGGCUGGUCUCACCCCUGGCAGCUCCCCACUUUUUUACCGCGAGGUGCUCCCACUUCACCGGGCCCGCAGGGUGGAUGUGGUGCUGCUCCAUGGAAAGGCCUUUAACUCCCGGACGUGGGAGCAGCUGGGCACACUGCAGCUGCUGGCACAGAGGGGCUACCGGGCCGUGGCCCUUGACCUCCCAGGUUUUGGGAACUCGGCACCUUCGAAGGAGGCAAGCACAGAGGCAGGGCGGGCACAGCUGUUGGAGCGAGUGCUGCAGGACCUAGAGGUGCAGAAUGUCGUGUUGGUGAGCCCUUCACUGAGUGGCUGCUAUGCCCUGCCCUUCCUGAUGCAAGGCCACCACCAGCUGCAUGGAUUCGUGCCCAUUGCACCUGCCUCCACCCAGAACUACACCCAAGAACAAUUCCAGGCCGUGAAGACCCCGACUCUCAUCCUGUAUGGGGAGCUGGACCACGUCCUGGCUUGGGAGUCGCUGCGGCAGCUCCGCCACCUGCCUAACCACUCCGUGGUGAAGCUGCGCGAUGCAGGCCAUGCCUGCUACCUCCACAAACCACAAGACUUCCACCUCGUCCUCCUUGCCUUCCUUGACCAUCUGCCUUGAGCUCACCCACUGUCCAGGCCCGAGGCCUGGCCUGAGCUUGGAGGAUCUGGACCAGUCUCCACCAGGGAGGCAGCCCCUGGGGUUGGAGGGCAGAGGCCAGAGGGCCAGGCCCAGUCAGGACCUCUCAUUUCAUCUCAGAGGCACAAUAAAAAAAGCAUUUUUGUCAUGCC
This is a messenger RNA of Balaenoptera ricei (Rice's whale), 1373 nucleotides long. RefSeq names its product abhydrolase domain containing 14A (gene ABHD14A). Lineage: Eukaryota; Metazoa; Chordata; Mammalia; Artiodactyla; Balaenopteridae. The transcript is spliced from 6 exons. The record is from RefSeq and is a predicted model, not a curated record. Gene Ontology annotation, cellular component: cytoplasm. The coding region runs from base 442 to 1203 and encodes 253 amino acids.